This is a messenger RNA of Symbiodinium sp. CCMP2456, 774 nucleotides long. NCBI's taxonomy places the organism in Eukaryota, Dinophyceae, Suessiales, Symbiodiniaceae. The record is from the annotation of a GenBank genome assembly.
AUGGUUGACAUCACUCAAACCGCUCCAGGCGGCAGCGAUGAGGACGAGGACGAGGGCACUGCAAGCGACCGGAUGCUUGUGGGGAACGACGGUGGCUAUUCUUACGGUUGCUGUCACGAUGGACCAAACACAGGGAGCGCAUUCGGCUUAGCCGAUCAGUUCCACAACGCGCAUUUCCAGCCUGACGUGUGCUCGUUUUUUACUCACUUCGUAUUGAAAGUCACCGUGCCGGUUUCGUUUUUGAUUGUAUGGGCCCCUAUUUAUUACCGUGUUGCACAAGCGCGGGCGCUCGGGAAUAUUAGCCGCGCGGACGCUUCAAGAGAGCUAGAGGAGCAGACGAGCAAAUGGCGAUGGCUGCGGGGUGGGUUGUUCGUGCCACUGUUUGUGAAUUUCAGCGUGCUGGCAUACGUUUUUGCAGGCAGUGAUCGUGAACAAGUGUCCCUGACCGAGGUGUUUUUGCCGCUUGGUUUUCUUGCUGCAAUCGACCUGACAGAGGCCGCGGCUUUCAAUCUGGCUUCACAUGAAGCCGUGGACGUUGAUCCUUUGGCAGUUGGCGAACGGCUCGAGGAUCCUUUUUCGCAUUUGGGGCUCGACGCCGAGCUAACCUACGCGACCCGUGAAUCAUUCGUCGCUCGGUUUAGAAGGCCGUGUUCUCCCAUGCGGUGUAAGUUUGUUUGGCUGGCUUGGCUCCACGAUCCGGAAGUGGUUCGCCAUGUUCGUAAGGUAGACUUGCUUUUGCAAACUGUACAUCAAAGCCAGAAAUGCUGCCCAUGA